Messenger RNA from Cyphellophora europaea CBS 101466, 672 nucleotides. RefSeq lists its product as uncharacterized. The record is from RefSeq and is a predicted model, not a curated record. The coding region runs from base 1 to 672 and encodes 223 amino acids. The transcript has 2 exons. NCBI's taxonomy places the organism in Eukaryota, Fungi, Ascomycota, Eurotiomycetes, Chaetothyriales, Cyphellophoraceae.
AUGGUCUUCAAGGUCUUUGAAGCCAUGCUUGGUUCGAAUUUCGCCGAAGGUCAGGUACCCCAUGACACUGUCGACACUGCGAUACAGCUUCCCGAAGAUGAUUCCAAUGGUAUGAAGCCGAUGCUCCAGCUCGCACACUGGGAGGUCAAGAACCCAGACGAAAGCGACGCUCAGCACCUUCCCGCGAUCCUCUUGGCUUGCGACAAGUACGACUGCUUCGAGACCUUUCGGUACUUGCUCACCCCGGUCUGGGUGCGGUGGCUAGAGACCUAUGUUGACAAGGCGCUACCCGAUCUGAGGAUGCUGAUGGAGGCGAUUUGCAUGUGCCUAUCGUUCGAUGAUAGCGAUCGUUUCGAAGACCGCAUGGAACUUCUACUCACGAACGGGUCUUCGAUUGAUGUCCGGAGGUACUCUGCACGGUCGCCGCUGGUGCAGAUCAUGCCUGCCGAUUUCCGUGAUGGUCUUAUCGCCGCUCAAGCCCGUGUUCUUACUGGCAGUCGCACGUGGUUGCUGGAGCACCUGGGGUCUUUUGCCCCUUGCCUGAUGUCCCAUGACCCGCCCUGCGCCCGAAUAGAGCGGCGACUUGGACGUAUCUACCACUCUAUUGGUAAUACAGCUUCACCGAUACCGACGACCAUGCAUGGGACAAUACAUACAUACCGGCGGCUUUAG